Nothobranchius furzeri (turquoise killifish) is the source of this 9059-nucleotide messenger RNA. It is a transcript of the gene vwf, whose product is annotated as von Willebrand factor. Gene Ontology annotation, molecular function: growth factor activity. The record is from RefSeq and is a predicted model, not a curated record. NCBI's taxonomy places the organism in Eukaryota, Metazoa, Chordata, Actinopteri, Cyprinodontiformes, Nothobranchiidae. Gene Ontology annotation, cellular component: extracellular matrix. Gene Ontology annotation, biological process: cell-substrate adhesion; blood coagulation.
AGCUGGGAUAUAAAAUAGAGAUUUUAGUGUGGUUGAAGAUCUUCAUGUGGACAUGAAGCUUUAGAGAGUUUUAGACCAUCGCACCAUUUUAUAAUCUCCAGAUUGAGAUUUUCAGAUUUUUUUGGAGAUGUGUUCAAAGGCGUUUUUGCAAAGACUUUAUCUCUUCCUGCAUCUGACAGCUUACGUGGCAGGAUUAACAGGGAGAUGCAGUCUGUUCGGGCGGCAUCACAUUCACACCUUUGAUGGAGUUUUGUACGAGUUUCCAGGAGACUGUAGCUACCUUCUGGCUGGAGACUGCAACCAUCGCUCCUUCACGCUGCUGGGUGACUUUCAAGAUGGCAAAAGAUCAGGAGUCACAUUGUUUCUAGGCGAUGCCUUCGAGUUGCACCUGUCUAACGAUGGACGGCUUUCGCAAGGAGAAAAAAUAUUGUCUCUGCCGUAUGCCUCUCACGCUGUGUUUGUAGGCUCAGAGCUCGGUUCUUAUAAACUGUGGAGUGAAGAGUUUGGCUUCACCGUUACCAUCGAUAAUGCAGCCAACAUUGCCUUGACUCUCGCCAAACGCCACACCAAUCGCACCUGCGGCCUCUGUGGCAACUUCAACGCCAUCUCAGCUGAUGAGUACACCGCCCAGGAAGGAUUCCUGACAGAGGACAGUUACGAUUUUGCAAAUUCAUGGGCAGUAAAAGGGGCUGAUCAGUCAUGUCGACGUGUUUCAAGUCCCAGCCAUUCCUGCAACAGCACAAAAGGCACUGCAGCGAUCUUGUCCAGCUGCAGCGUGUUGCAAACCUCAAGCGUGUUCCUCCGCUGUGCCCAUCUGGUUUCUCCCGAAGCGUUCCUGUUGCUGUGUCAGGCCGAGGCCUGCUACUGUGAGCAGAAGGAUGCAGAAGACUGUUACUGUCCUCUCCUGUUGGAGUACGCUCGCACGUGCCAUUCUCACGGGAUCCUCCUGCACGGCUGGAUGGAGGAGAGCCAGUGCUUCCCCAAAUGUCCAAUUGGCAUGCAGUACAGUGAAUGCACCAAGUCCUGCUCUACAACCUGCCACAGUCUCAACAUACAGGAGGUCUGCAAGGAGGACUGUGUGGAUGGCUGCACAUGCCCCACCGGGAAGGUUUUAGACGGAAAUCGCUGUGUGGAGGUAACUCAGUGUUCCUGCACACACAUGGGACGGCAUUUCCCUCCAGGAUCAACCAUCUCCCAGGACUGCAACACAUGUGUGUGUCGCCAUGGAUCCUGGGAAUGCACCAAUGAAGACUGCCCUGGCGAGUGCUUAGUUGUUGGUCAGUCUCACUUCAAGACCUUCGACAACAAAUUUUUCACCUUCACUGGCCACUGUCAGUAUCUGCUGGCAAAGGACUGCACUCAGGGCGAAUUUUCUGUCAUUAUUGAAAACAUACAGUGUGCAGAUGAUCAAGAUGCCAUCUGCACGCGCUCUGUGAUGCUUAGUCUGCGCACUCUGGAGAGCAUGAUGGUGAAACUGAAGCAUGGUGGAGUUGUUUCUGUCAACAGCAUGGACAUCCAGACCCCAAUGCACCACGGUCACCUCCACAUCGUAAGAUCUGCUCAGUCCUCUGUCAGUGUGAAGUUUGGUGUUGACCUCCGUCUGGACUGGGACGGCCGAGGUCGUGUGCUUCUUAAGCUGGGCCCACGGUGGGCUGGACAAACGUGUGGUCUCUGUGGGAAUUACAAUGGUAACCAUGGUGAUGACUUCCUGUCUGGCUCUGGGCUGGUUGAAGCAAGCCCUCAGGUGUUUGGUCAGGCCUGGAGGAUCAAUGGAGACUGUGAAUCCACUCACAAGCAUGAAAUUGAUCCCUGCUCCACCAACCCCAAAAGAGUGCGUUUUGCAGAGGAGGCGUGUGCAGUGAUGAUGUCGGACGUGUUCAGUCCGUGCCACUUUCUGGUCAACCCGGGGCCGUUUCAGAGGUUUUGUCGUUAUGAUGUGUGCGCCUGUGGGGAUGGAGAGGAGUGCCUCUGCUCUGCUCUGGCUGCUUACGCUGCUGCUUGCUCUGCAAGAGGAGUGCUGCUCAACUGGAGGUCCCCAUCACUCUGUGAGAUCGAGUGCACAGGAGGUCAGAUCUACGAGGCCUGUGGGAGUGCGUGUGACCGGACGUGCCAUGCUCUGUCUGGAUCUGAGCCUGGCUGUGAGGGGGAGAGGGUGUGUGAAGAAGGUUGUUUCUGUCCUCCUGGGAAGUACCUGAACCCCUCUGGAGAAUGUGUGACAGCUGAUCUGUGCUCCUGCCUGCAUGAUGGACAGCUCUACCAGCCUAACGACGUCUACGCUGAUCACAGCAGCAUCUGCUACUGUGCGAAUGGCUCCAUGCACUGUAGCUCCACUGAAGCAACAUCUUAUCUGUCGGACCUUUUCUAUGAUGAUGAAAUGGUGCCAUCCAGGGAGCGAAGAUCAGCUGAGUGUCCCCCUCCCCUUGUCCGUGCGGGGUGCAAUGCAGGUGAGACGGGUCUGGAGUGUGCUAGAACCUGCCAGAAUCUGGAUCUGCCAUGUGUCAGUCUCACCUGCUUCCCCGGCUGCCUCUGCCCACCAGGCACAGUGCGUCAUCGCAGAGAAUGCAUUACACCCCAGCAAUGCCCCUGUUACCAUAACAACAGGCCAUACGCAGCAGGACAGACCAUCUCAGUAGACUGCAACACUUGCGUGUGUGAGAACAGGAAGUGGAGUUGUACAAAGAAGCUAUGUGAUGGCGUGUGCCGCACUGUAGGGGAGGGCCAUUACAUCACAUUCGAUGGGCUCACAUACUCCUUUCCCGGUCUUUGCCAAUAUGUUCUGGUUCAGGAUUCGUGUCACGGAGAGACCACCUUCAGGGUGUUGGUGGAGAAUGAAGCCUGUGGAAUUGUGGGUCAUCGCUGUGCUAAAGCUAUCUCAAUCUUCUACAAGGGCGGGCUGAUUGUGAUGCAGCAUGGAGAGGUGAAGAUGAAGAGACCAGUACCACAGAAUUCCCAAGUGGAGAUCAUCCGAUCUGGUCAGUUUUACACCCUUCUGCUGGGAAAAGACAUCUCCAUCAGCUGGGACAAAGGAACUCGCCUCUCAGUUCAUAUCUCAUCUUCCUACAUGGGCCAGGUGUGUGGUCUGUGCGGCAACUUUGACGGGAAUGUCAACAAUGAUGUGAUGAGCAGUAACAACCAGCUGGAAGUGGAUGCUUUACACUUUGGGAAUUCCUGGAAGGUCGUUCCCAGCUGUGCUGAUGUGACACAGGUACCAGUUCCUUGCAGUGACAACAUUGUGAAACUGGUUACAGUGGAGCAGUCGUGUCGUGUGAUCACCGGUCCUCUCUUUAAAGAAUGCAACAUCCAGGUGGAUCCAGAGCCAUAUGUGGACAUGUGUGUGAAAGCAGCGUGCUCAUGCUCCUCCGUAGGCGACUGUGCGUGCUUCUGUGACGUCAUCGCAGCAUACGCUCAAGCUUGCUCUGAAAGGGGUCUGUCCUUCACUUGGAGAUCCAGUGACCUUUGUCCCAUGAGCUGUGAGGAUCUGAACCCUAAGAGCCCAGAUGUGGGGGAGGAGUUAUGCCAGUGGAGGUAUAAUUCAUGUGGUCCUGCCUGUCCAAUCAGCUGCCAGCAUCCUGAUCCUCUUGUGUGUCCACUCACAUGUGUGGAAGGCUGCCAUUCUAUCUGUCCCUCAGGUCAAAUUUUGGAUGAGGUGUCAACGAGAUGUGUAGAUCCAUCUCAGUGUCAGGUGUGUAUCCAUGAGGGUCAGAGAAUCUCCCAUGGCAACAAGGUCAUCUUUAACCAUAACGAUCCCAACCACUGCAAGAUAUGCCACUGUGAGAAUAACUACCUGAGCUGUGAAGAUUGCACCUCCUUCAGCAUGUUCUCUCCUCCCACACCAACACCUACGUACGGAGCAUUCACAACCCUGGCCUUCACCACGUUGAUGCCCGAGGGCACGUGUGAUCGUGCGAUGGAUCUGGCUUUCCUCCUGGAUGGUUCUCAAACUCUGAGUGAAAAUGAAUUUCAAGCAACUAAAAUGUUCAUACUGGGAGUGGUGGAACGAUUCAGAAUGGGCUCGGCUCACACUCGAGCCACCGUGUUGCUUUACCACUCCGGGGUUAAAACAUACGAGCUGCAGGUCCAAAAAUGGCUUUUCAAGAAGACCGUGCGUGAGCUUCAUUACACAGGUGGAGAUGCAGCCUUCUUGGACGAGGCUGUCAAGUAUCUAGCCAUCAACAUCUAUGACAAAAACAAGCGUGAGCAUGCUGGUCGUGUCGCCAUCAUUUUGACGGCCAGCGUUAAUCCUCGACCCAUACGUUCCAUCGUCAAAAUGAUCCGAAAGAAAUCCAUCACCACUCUGACAGUGGCCCUAGGUCCAGAGGUAGAUAUGGGACAAAUUAACGAUAUCACCAAAGCCAACCCAGACAACAGGGCCUAUGUGCUUAGCAGCACAGGAGAACUCCCAGAUCGUCUCUUGGAGAUAACAGAUUACCUCUGCACCUUGGGGAUGGAGCCUGAGGAGCAGAAACCUCCAACACCAGCACCUACCAGACCCACAACUAGCACUUCGACAGUUCCACAUCUUCAGACAAACCCACAUCUAAGCAUCACUACUGCUCCCACCACACCCUCAGAUGUCACAUUCAUCCUGGAAGGCUCUGAUUCUGUUGGCCAGACCAACUUUAGCAAGUCACUUCUCUUUCUGGAGGAAGUUAUCUCCCAGCUAACUGAAGAAAAUGAGGUCAUACGGAUCACUGUGAUCCAAUACUCUGUUACGGUCACUGUGGAGAUCAGUCGCUGGGAACUAAGGAAAGAGAAGUCUCUUUUGCUCAAACGCCUGCGUGAGAUUCAUUGGAGAGGUGGAAGUCAGACAAACACUGGAGCAGCUGUCAAUAUGACUCUCCAGGAAACGGCCACAGUCAAACCAUCACAAAGCCCCGCCCCUCCUCAGCUCGUCUUUCUGGUGACAGGAAAUCCUCCUACUGAUACAGUCACACGCCCACCCACUACAAGCACCCAAACACACGUGUUCCCUAUUGGUGUUGGACCAAAUAUACAGGAAAUAGACUUGCAACAUCUCAGCUACCCUAACCAGCCAAUGAUGGUGACAGACUACAACCAUCUAACAACCCUGGUCCACCGUGUUGUUAACAUCACACGUACCACAGUCAGGCCCCAGUCACCCGAACUUCCUCCCCUAGUCCCCAACACACACUCCGUCCCCCCACCAGCAGAGCCGUGUAAGAAGCCUGUGGACGUGAUGUUCCUGUUGAAGGCUGGACAGCAGCUCAAGGACAUGAAGGCGUUCGUAAAAGCUUUCAUCACUCAGUCAGAUAUAGGAUUGAAUGGCACUCUGGUGAGCGUGGUUCAGUAUGGAGAGACCAACACGGCGGAGUUCAUGUGGAAGAAUCAGCAGAGCAAAUCAAACCUCCUGAAGCUGGUGGAGAGCAUCCCAAGCAGAGCCUCUGCAGCUCCAGCACUCGGAUCUGCUCUGAGAUUUGCUUUGCAAACAUCCCUGUCAUUUGCCAGUGGUGGGAGAACUGGCGUACCGAAGGCUGUGGUCAUGCUGGUGACCGACAAAUCAAGUGAUGAUGUCAACAAAGCGGCUACGGAGGCGGUGGCAGCAGGUGUGUCAGUGUUUCCAAUAGGGAUUGGAUCAAGCUAUGAUAAGACUGAGCUCAGUAUACUGGGUCGCCAUGGUAACCAAGACAACACUCUGAGCCUUAGCAACAUGGAUCAGCUGCGAAUGUUGCUGACUUUGGACAAGAGCUACUUUGAGAAAAUAUGCAGAGCUGGUCCUACAAGAGUCUGUGUUGAUGAUUUGGGGAAUGAGAAAAAGUCUGGUGAAUCGUGGCUGCUGGAAGACGGCUGUCACUCGGUCUUGUGCCACUCCAGUGGAGAAAUGACGGUACAAAAUCACAAAGUUAGCUGUGACAAACUGGAGCCGCCGGCAUGCAGAAACAACAUGCAACCUGUCAGGGUCCAGGAGGCCUGCAGCUGCCACUGGGAAUGUCCAUGCAUGUGUAUGGGUAGCUCAACCAACCACGUGGUGAGGUUUGACGGCUUGCCUCUCCGGCUGGACGGAGAGGGAUCGUGCUCCUACACACUUUUCACCAUCAGCAAAAGCAUCACUCAAAGCUCAGAGGUCAAGCUUCACACUGGACCUUGUCAAGACUCAGAGAAGUACAACCAGAUCUGCAUGAAGGCCAUGGAGGUGACCCAUGGAGAAUAUAAGCUGAUGCUGAAGGAUGACAUGACGGCCAUGAUUGAUCGGGAAGUGCUUGCACUGCCGCUACAGUUUGCCGGCAUGGAGCUAGUGCGCUAUGGAGGAGUGAUGCUACAGCUGAAAUCAGAUCUCGGCUACGUUUUGACUUUUACGCCUCAAAGCAAUGAGUUUACCAUCACGUUACUCAGCUCAGCUGCCAGCGGUCACACCUUCGGACUCUGCGGUGCAUGUGGAGAGGAGAAAGUUAAUGUCAUGUCAUUACGUAACGGUAGCACAACCACCAACCAGCCGGCCUUCAUCUCAGACUGGACCACGGCUGCAGGUGGUGGUGCUUGCUUGCCCAAAGCGGAGGCGGUGUGUUUGCCUGCAGUGGCGAUGGGCUGUCAGGCCCUACGUUCUGAGGUGUUUGAACACUGCCAUGCCCACAUUUUUGUCCAGCACUUCAUCACCAAUUGUGAAGAGAAGGCAUGUGAGGAGUCAGAUGUGUGUGAGAUCAUUUCUACCUACGCACGCCUCUGUAGACAAAGGGGUGUGUGUGUGGACUGGCGGAGCCCCCAUCUCUGUCCCUUUAAGUGCCCCAGCUCCAUGGAAUAUGAAGCAUGUAGAACAGGAUGUGUGGAGGACUGUGGCAGCAUACACACACUGCAAGGUGCCUUGUCAGUUGCUAGGGGUAACGAGUCAUCCUGUAUAGACACGCCUACAGAAGGCUGUUUCUGCACUGGAGGGAAGGUUUUGCAUCGUGGACAGUGUGUCUCACCUGAAGCAUGCGGGCAGUGUGUCGACCAGCAAGGACACACUCAUAAGCAUCUAGAGGGUUGGAUACCAGAAGACAACCCAUGUUUGAUCUGCAUGUGUUUGGACCAACAACACAUCAACUGCACUGCCAGGCCCUGCAAUGACUUCAAAGCUCCAGCUUGUGGACCCUGUGAGACUCUAAAAGAAAAGAAGGGAUCCAAGUGCUGCCCUGAGUAUGAGUGUGUGUGUGAUCUUGGGAAGUGCGACCUGCCUGAGGUGCCCCUCUGUCUGAACGGUCAAACCGCGGUGCUGAAAAAUCCCGGCGAGUGUCAGCCCGCCUAUCAGUGCGUGUGUAAAAAGGAGGAGUGUUCUCUUCAAGCUCCCCCUGAAUGCUCGGCUCAUCGCCAGCUGUCAGUCAAAAAGACAGCAUGCUGUGAUGAGUUUGAGUGCACGUGCAACUGCCAGAACUCCACCCACACAUGCCCUAUCGGGUUCGUCACGUCCUCCUUUACAAACGACUGUGACUGCACAGAGAUCCUGUGCAAGCCUGAAAAGGUGUGUGUUGUCAGUGGCACCGUUCACCCUGUGGGAAGUGAAUGGGAUCAAGGGUGCAAGAAAUGCACAUGCACAGAACUCCAGGACAAAGACACAUCUCUUCAUGUUGCUCAGUGUAAACCACCUAUUUGUGAUCAGAAUUGUCCCCUGGGUUCAACAUAUAUUCAGACUAACGAAGAGUGCUGUGGGAAGUGCACACCAAUCAGUUGUGUGGAGACAGAGGGAGAGGUGAAAGGAAAGCCUCUUACUGAGGGGAAACUCAGACACGUGGGUGAGGUGUGGCCGUCUCCACAUGAUAAGUGUGUCCUGUAUCAGUGUGUGAAAGUGAACAAUGAGGUAUUCAUCUCUCAAACAAACAUCAGCUGUGCCAUCAUGGACACUCCAAGCUGUCCACUGGGGAACGAGCUCCGUUGCGACACCCAGGACUGCUGCCCCCGCUGCCGCUGUGUUCCUAUGAAUGGCUGCAUCCUCAAUCACACUGUGAUCGGAGCAGGGGAGAGAUUGAUGGUUGAUGCGUGUACACAGUGUGAGUGUACAGUGAAUAUUGGCCCAGUCACAAAAUAUAAACUAUCCUGCAGACAAACCAGCUGCCCAGCUUGCCCCAGGGGAUACACAAUGCAGAAGGAGGAAGGGAGUUGCUGUGGACGUUGUGCUGCCACUGCCUGCUUUGUACAAAAACCAGAUGGAAAGCUCAUCAGUGUACAAGUCAACACAACUAGUGAGGAUGGCUGCAACUUGCAUACCUGUGGUGUAAACAGCAGAGGAGAUCUUGUCCUGGAGACAAGAGUGACCACCUGUCCUCCUUUGAACCGCCAAGUCUGUCUGGAUCAGGGGGGGAAAGUCAGUAAGAUUGGAAACACGUGCUGUGAAAUGUGUUCUGAACCAGAGUGUCGGAGGACAGCAGGAACACUCAACUAUGUCAGCGUAGAUGACUGCCAUUCAGAGCAACAGGUUGAGCUGCACUAUUGUGAGGGCAAAUGUCGCAGUAAAUCGAUGUACUCGCUGCAGAGUGCCGCCGUGGAACAGGAGUGUGUGUGUUGUGCUGCCGUGGAAACAGAGCCUCUCAGUGUGCCCGUUCUGUGUGCCAACGGCACUCGGAGCCACCACACUGUCCUGUCUGUAACUUCCUGUGAUUGUAUGUCCAAACACUGCACCUGAACAGAAACUGAGUUUAUCAAUGUUGAUAUUAUGUGUGUAUUCAUGUCAUGAAAAUGUACCCUUAUAGAAUAAUCCAACAACAAACAGCAAUAAAACACAUGACACUUUUUCUAAAAGAUGUAUUCCUAUAUGAAAUAAAAUCAUUACAAAUUUAGUUUUUAAGCUGAAUCAAGUCUAAUACAACAACUGUAUAAUAUUUUAAGUAUUUAUAAAUAUUACAGUCAGAAGGCGGGAAAAUAAUAGAGAAAUAAAAUUGGCCCUUGCCACUUUUAGAACUUCCACCAGAGGGCAGUAGACCUGUAUGAGACUGGAUAAGGUAAGUUUCUGGUUGAACCACAUGUUAACAGGGAUCAUAUGUGUUUCCAUUGCCACAGCUCAGUGCAGCAAGGCAUACUUUGUUACAUUUAACUUCUAUUCAUCAUUAAAGGAGCAAUAUGUACGAAAUCUA